Messenger RNA from Vitis vinifera (wine grape), 1324 nucleotides. Its product is annotated as trans-resveratrol di-O-methyltransferase-like. Gene Ontology annotation, biological process: methylation. Gene Ontology annotation, molecular function: O-methyltransferase activity; S-adenosylmethionine-dependent methyltransferase activity; protein dimerization activity. The record is from RefSeq and is a predicted model, not a curated record. Bases 48 to 1121 code for a protein of 357 amino acids. The transcript has 2 exons. Lineage: Eukaryota; Viridiplantae; Streptophyta; Magnoliopsida; Vitales; Vitaceae.
AUGCAAAAAUAAGCAGCUUAAUUCUCCGAUCAGGGUGAGGUACGUACAUGGAUUUGGAAAGUGUUGAGACAUCCAGUGAGUUGCUUCAUGCUCAAGCUCAUGUCUGGAACCAUAUAUUCAACUUCAUCAACUCCAUGUCACUGAAAUGUGCCAUUCAACUAGGCAUCCCAGACAUCAUCCACAACCAUGGCAAGCCCAUGACUCUUCCUGAGCUGGUUGCUAAGCUCCCAAUCCACCCAAAAAAGGUUUGGUGCGUUUACCGUCUCAUGCGCAUUCUUGUUCAAUCUGGCUUCUUUGCUAGGCAAAAAGUUGAAGAAAGUGAGCAAGAAGAGGGGUAUGUGCUUACACAUGCCUCUAGGCUCCUGCUAGAGGACGAUCCCUUGAGCGUAAGGCCCUUCUUGCUUGCCAUGCUUGACCCAAUUUUAACUAAACCGUGGCAUUAUGUGAGUGCUUGGUUUCAAAAUGAUGAUCCCACCCCCUUCGACACUGCUCAUGGGCGGACGUUUUGGGACUAUGGUGGCCAUGAACCCAAGAUCAACAAUUUCUUCAAUGAAGCCAUGGCUAGUGAUGCUCGCUUAGUCACUAGCGUGCUGAUUAAGGACUGCAAGGGCGUAUUUGAGGGAUUGAACUCAUUGGUUGAUGUAGGGGGUGGCACUGGAACAGUGGCUAAGGCCAUUGCUAACGCUUUCCCACACUUGAACUGCACUGUGUUUGAUCUCCCGCACGUGGUUGCUGGCUUGGAAGGGAGCAAGAACUUGAACUACCUUGGAGGCGACAUGUUUAAAGGAAUUCCUCCUGCAGAUGCAAUUUUACUCAAGUGGAUAUUACAUGACUGGAACGAUGAAGAAUGUGUCAAGAUACUACAGCAAUGCAGACAGGCGAUUCCAAGCAAGGAGAAGGGAGGCAAGGUGAUAAUAAUAGACAUGAUGAUGGAGAACCAGAAAGGAGAUGAUGAGUCCAUGGAAACACAGCUCUUUUUUGAUAUGCUGAUGAUGAUUUUAGUCACGGGUCAAGAGAGGAACGAAAAAGAAUGGGAGAAGCUGUUCUUGGAUGCUGGUUUCAGUGGCUAUAAGAUAACCCCCAUACUGGGUUUAAGGUCUCUUAUUGAAGUUUAUCCUUGAUCAAUAUCUAGUGGUACUAGUAUUUGCAAGUAUGUUUGCACUAAAUCUAAAUAAAGUGCUCUGGCAAGAAUGUUGGAGAUCAGGACCCUAUCAAGUUUGUGUUCGCAUGCAGGCAUAUUAAUAAUCUUUCUGGGAGUAUGAAGAAUCUCUGUUAAAUAACUUGAUAUUUAACUUGUCUGAUAAUGAAGUAGUGUUUGCUGUAA